Messenger RNA from Alosa alosa (allis shad), 647 nucleotides. RefSeq names its product pro-neuropeptide Y-like. Gene Ontology annotation, molecular function: neuropeptide Y receptor binding; neuropeptide hormone activity. Gene Ontology annotation, biological process: neuropeptide signaling pathway; feeding behavior. NCBI's taxonomy places the organism in Eukaryota, Metazoa, Chordata, Actinopteri, Clupeiformes, Clupeidae. The coding region runs from base 108 to 386 and encodes 92 amino acids. Gene Ontology annotation, cellular component: extracellular region. The transcript is spliced from 4 exons. The record is from RefSeq and is a predicted model, not a curated record.
AAUCCUUGUAAGUGCGCGAGGAGGACGAGCUGGUGUCGCGUGGCUGAUUGUCAAGUUUGUGGAAACACCCUGCUAUCGAGAAAUUCCAGAGGAUUCUUUAUAGAAAGAUGCGCUCGCAAGUAAUGUUGUCGCUGGGAGUCGCGCUGCUCUGGAUUGUUGGCGUGGCGCGCGCCUAUCCGUUCAAACCAGACAGCCCGGGGGAGAACGCGCCAGCAGAAGACCUUGCCAAGUACUAUUCAGCGCUACGACACUACAUCAACCUCAUCACGAGGCAACGGUACGGGAGAAGAUCCAGCCCGGAGACGCUCUACUCAGACUUGUUGCUGCGCGAGAGCUCGGAGAGCGUUCCUGCGCGGACCAGGUAUGACGACCUGCCCGCCUGGUGAUGCUCCUUCUGUGUUAUCAGAAGAGAAGCCUGCUCAUCUGCCACGCGCCACCUCCGUUUGGUUGCUACUGUGCUAUACCCGUGGAUUCUCUUUCUCUCGCUCGCACGCACACAGACACACACUGAUUAUGGACUUAUUUUUAUGUCGUAUGCUACUAAAAAAAAAAAAAUGUCGGUCAAUUGAUGUUUAUGUAAUAUGUAUUAAGUUUUGAUCUUGAUCGUUCCUCUGUGGGCUAUAAUGUCCGAGUCUGGCCUUUUCUGU